Molecule: messenger RNA, 1364 nt
Organism: Octodon degus (degu)
Lineage: Eukaryota; Metazoa; Chordata; Mammalia; Rodentia; Octodontidae
Gene: Mdfi
Product: MyoD family inhibitor
Exons: 5
Coding region: 233-982 (249 amino acids)
Source: RefSeq, a predicted model, not a curated record
GCGCCGGGUUCCAGCUCCCCCAGACCUCGCCCCGGCUCCGCAGGGCGCAGCCGGGCCUGGCGGGCGGGACCCCUCCUCUCUGCCUGCCCCGCCUCCUCCGGAUGCAGCCACCGACCCAUCGCUGGGACGUUGGGGACGUGGGCGCCCGGGGCUCCAGAGCUGCGGCGCCGUGGAGGCCACGCCCUCUCGGGCCCAGUAGCGCCCCAGGACCUGAGAGUGCCGUCCAGGGCCGAUGUCCCAGGUGAGCGGCCAAAGCCCCUCUCGCCACGACGCGCCCCAUGGAGCCCCCGGCGCAGUCACGGAGCCAGGCCAGUCCGCAUGGCUGGUACCUGAGCUGGAGGUAGGAACAGGACCCGCUGGUUCUGUGGGGGCAGCACCAGAGGAGGAAGAGGAGGGCUCCCUGGAGGAGGCGGCACCUCCCAUGCCCCAAGGAAAUGGCCCUGGGGCUCCACAGGCCCCGGACAGCACUGACCUCGAUGUCUCCACAGAAGCUGUGACAUGCCAGCCUCAGGGGAACCCGUUGGGCUGCACCCCACUACUGCCGAAUGGCUCCAGCCACCCCUCAGAGCUGGACAGUAACAGGCAGACGGGGAAUGGUGCUCUUGGGGGCCCCAAGGCCCACCGGAAGCUGCAGACGCACCCAUCUCUGGCCAGCCAGGGCAGCAAGAAGAGCAAGGGCAGCACGAAGUCCACCUCCUCCCAGAUCCCCCUGCAGGCGCAGGAAGACUGCUGCGUGCACUGCGUGCUGUCCUGCCUGUUCUGUGAGUUCCUGACCCUCUGCAACCUGGUCCUGGACUGCGCCACCUGCGGCUCCUGCGGCUCAGAGGACUCGUGCCUGUGCUGCUGCUGCUGCGGCUCUGGCGAGUGUGCCGACUGUGACCUGCCCUGUGACCUGGACUGCGGCAUCCUGGACGCGUGCUGCGAGUCAGCCGACUGCCUGGAGAUCUGCAUGGAGUGCUGCGGCCUUUGCUUCUCCUCCUGACCAGCGAGGGACACAGGGAUGGACGGACGCACGCCCGGGCCACCCAUCUCUCCCAGCCACCACCCUGGGACUUCCAGGGGGCUGUAGGGGGGAGGGUGGGGGGUACCAGGGCUGCGGAACACUGUGAACGUUGGGGAGGGGAGGGAGGGGGUCCAUGGGCUUCGCUACCUCUCUCUGGUGUCUCCUCUCAUGCUGCCCCAGCUGGAGGACAGCAAAAUGUGAAAAGAGCCCCUUCCCAGCCUGCCGAGCCCCAGUGGACCUUCCCUAACCCACGAAGUGACCAGGAGGCCAGGCCUGGGCCAGGACAGGAUGGGACAGCACAGCAAAGCCUGGAGGGGCAGGGGCAGGCACGGAGGAAGGGUCUGUUCUAUUUGUCAAUGUA